This is a messenger RNA of Nannospalax galili (Upper Galilee mountains blind mole rat), 2271 nucleotides long. RefSeq names its product lysine methyltransferase 5C (gene Kmt5c). The record is from RefSeq and is a predicted model, not a curated record. Gene Ontology annotation, cellular component: nucleus. Lineage: Eukaryota; Metazoa; Chordata; Mammalia; Rodentia; Spalacidae. The transcript is spliced from 9 exons. Gene Ontology annotation, molecular function: histone H4K20 methyltransferase activity; protein binding. The coding region runs from base 223 to 1626 and encodes 467 amino acids.
GGAGGCGCGGCGACUGAGUCUGAUGAGAGCUGGAGGAGGCGGUGGGAGGUGGUGGCGGCAGCAGCGCGGGCGCCUGAGGAGGAGGAGGAGGAGGAGGAGGAGGAGAAGCGGAUGAGUAGACCGUGGGGUCUUCGGGCAUCUCACACAGCUUCUGAAUGGCAGAGUAUACAUCCAACCCAUGUCCCUACUCUGUGCUAGAGGCAGCAUGAUCUUCCAAGCACCAUGGGGCCUGAAAGAGUGACAGCCCGAGAACUGUGCGAAAAUGAUGACCUGGCUACCAGCCUUGUCCUUGACCCCUACCUCGGCUUCCGCACCCAUAAGAUGAACGUCAGCCCUGUGCCCCCCCUGCGACGACAACACCACCUUCGCUCAGCACUGGAAGCCUUCUUAAGGCAACGGGACCUGGAGGCUGCAUACCGGGCCCUGACGCUGGGAGGCUGGAUGACCCACUAUUUCCAGAACCGGGACCCUCGGCAGGAGGCUGCCCUCAAGACCCACAUUUUUCGCUACCUCCGAGCCUUCCUGCCCGAAAGUGGUUUCGCUAUCCUGCCCUGCACCCGCUAUUCCAUGGAGACCAAUGGGGCCAAGAUCGUGUCUACUCGUGCUUGGAAGAAGAACGAGAAGGUGGAGCUGCUGGUGGGCUGCAUCGCCGAGCUUCGCGAGGCGGAUGAGGGGCUGCUCAGGGCCGGGGAGAACGAUUUCAGCAUCAUGUACUCCACCCGCAAAAGGAGUGCCCAGCUGUGGCUUGGCCCAGCUGCUUUCAUCAACCAUGACUGCAAACCCAACUGUAAGUUUGUACCCUCAGAUGGAAACAACGCCUGCGUAAAGGUGCUCCGGGACAUUGAGCCAGGGGAUGAGGUGACGUGCUUCUAUGGCGAGGGCUUCUUCGGUGAGAAGAAUGAGCACUGUGAAUGCUACACCUGCGAGAGGAAAGGCGAAGGAGCCUUCCGACUUCAGCCCAGGCAGCUGGAGCUGCUGCCACAGCCCUCGGACAAGUAUGAGCUCCGGGAGACAAAGCGGCGACUACAGCGUGUUGGGGACAGCUGCCAGCAGAACCUGCUGGGCCUGAGAGCCUGUUCUCACCUGUCCCCACUGCGCCGAGACCCCUUCUGUGCCGCCUGCCAGCCCCUACGCCUGCCCCCUGCCAGCCCCCACCUGGACUACUUGCCCCUCUGGCUCCAGUGGCUGCCUGUGCCUCAGCCCCAGCCCAGAGUACGCCCCCGGAAGCGCCGACGCCCACGGCUCCACAGGCCUUCAGCAGCCCCCGUCCUCCGUGCUGCCUCUGUCUCCCUACACCAAUGGGGAGGCUGUGGUUCCCACUGCUGCCUACAGGCUGAGGCUGUGGUGGCCCUGGGCCUGCUCCCCAAAACCCGCUGGACUCCACAACAAGACUGGCACUGGGCCCGGCGCUAUGGGCUGCCUUACGUGGUGCGUGUGGACCUUAAACGCCUGGCCCCAGCCCUACCAGCUGCCCCUGCUCCUGCUGGGACCCCAGGCCCUGUCCCCACCCCUGUCCCCAUUCCUAAGCAGGCCCUUGCCUUCGCCCCUUUCUCCCCACAUAAGCGCCUGCGGCUGGUGGUCAGUCAUGGCUCUAUUGACUUGGACAUCAACAGUGAUGAGCCAUGAUAGGCUGCGGGCUGCAAGGCCCAGACUGGAGUGUAGAAUCUCUCCUAAGCUCCCUCCAGGAAGGGAGGAAGGAGUUGACCUUUGACUCCAGCCCAGGUCUGAUCCUGGAAGGGGGGUUACUUAGGACAUCCCAAGGGAUCUGAUCCCUGACCCUCAGUCACUGCUGACCCCUGAGCCAACCCCACCCCAGCAGGGAGCCCUGGCCAUUUGUUGUCCCCUUCUCCAUCCCUGCCCUCACCUCAGGACAGCCAGAGCCAUCCCCUUCUCAGCCCUUUCCUCCCCAGGGAGCAAAGCCAUAAGGGGGUGGGGGCCACCCCAUGGCGACUCCCCAGAAGCCCAGGUAUCAGAUGAAACUGAUUUGGGGGUGCCGUCCCAGGGCUGCCCCACCAUGGGGAGUGGGUUUGCUCUCAGCUCUGCAGCUGUUGGAGGCAGGGGCAGUCAGAUGGAUUGGGUAGUGCUCUGGAGCACAUCCUUGGCCCUGCCCCAUGGGUCUCAGGGAGGCCGGGUGCAACCCGUCUUUCUCAUGGUGCUAUCCCUGGUGCUACUGGGUGUGGGGAAGGCUCCCUCUCCUCCCCACACCAGAACACGGGGUAUGUGGGGGGAUUGGAAGCACUUGAACUUUUUAUUAAAACCUUCUUACAAGCA